AUGGUAGAUAGUGAAGUUGUUAGCAAAUAUACUCAUUUUUUGGCUUUUGAUACUUGGUAUGUUGUUCCUGUUGUGGGCAUUAGAAAUCAAUGGAAUUAUCUGAAACAAUUAACUGAAUCAUACAAUAGACCAUGGCUUUUACUUGGUGAUUUUAAUUUUAUUCUGAAUAUCUCUGAGAAACAAGGUGGUAUUCUGGAAAAUUCUUUGGCAUCGGAUUUUGUUAGAAAUGCUCUAUUACUGUUAAAUAUGCAUGAUGUUUUCUCUUUUGGCAAUCCGUAUACUUGGUGUAACAGAAGAUUCAAGAAUCCUUAUGAGUUAAUUUUCGAAAAGCUUGAUAGGGGUUUUAUUAAGCAUAAAUGGGUAUCGCUUCUUCCUCAAACUAGGGUUACAAAUCUGGGUAGAUUAUUCUCUGAUCAUUGCCCUAUCCUUCUGCAAUGUCUUCAUGAAGUAACCAGUCUAGGAAUUCCUUUUAAAUAUUUCAAAUGCUGGCAUUCUAGUCCAGAUUUUAAAAACGUUCUUUUACAUUCUUGGGAAAAGGAUUGUAAAGGCUCUCCUAGCUAUGUUAUUGCUGGAAAGCUUAAAAACCUUAAGCAUGAUCUUAGUAGGAGGAAUACAAAUUCUUUUGGGCAUAUUAAAACAACCAUUGGUAAGCUAAAUUCUGAAAUUGGAUAG
Molecule: messenger RNA, 672 nt
Organism: Papaver somniferum (opium poppy)
Lineage: Eukaryota; Viridiplantae; Streptophyta; Magnoliopsida; Ranunculales; Papaveraceae
Exons: 2
Coding region: 1-672 (223 amino acids)
Source: RefSeq, a predicted model, not a curated record